GAACCUCAAGAAACGGACGCAGCUGGCGUAUCAACUGAAGCUGAUAGAAAGCGCUUCUGGCCACUGUCUCAACCUGUGGAACCAGGGAAAGGUGUGGAUCCAGAAGCAACUGCGUACCUGUUCCUUCUGAGGAGGUGUGACCCCAUCUAGAACAGAAGCAGACCAAGAUCUUCAGGCACCUGAAGGAGCAUGCCAAAUGCCAUCCCAUACCCUUGCCCAAUGGCACAGGCAUCAGGUACCAAGCCUCUUCCAUAUGAACCUGAGGAUGUGAAUUGCUUGGAAACGUGCUCAAGGAAUUUAGUCAGCUUGCCUCUUUCCCCCCAAACUCCAGUUGCACUCUCAGUUUUAUGAAACUCCCUGUCCUACACUGAGUGCUUUUCCUCUUGGAUGGAAACCAUGAGGGGCUCCUGGAGGAGUCUUCUCCCAUUAACUGUAGCUCUUUUUGUGGGGGUUGGUGAUUGCCAGAGAGACCUUGCUGGACUACUUGAUCAAAGUCCUUCAUUCAGAACUGAAUCUGGGAACAGAGAGGCAACUCGGCUACGAUUCCGGAAUCAAGGUAACUCAGGAUCGACAAACAAGGUGUUCAACUUGUUCCAGGUGCACAGUCCUCCUGCAACCUCAGACCAUGUUCCCGUGGCCUCUCAAACAGAUGCCUGGAUGAGAAGCCCAGCAGGAAGGGAUAACCGAAAGCCACCAUCUGCUUCCACAGACCACAGACUCUCUGCUCCCACAAAUGCCAGAUCUCAGUCCAGCAAUCCUGGGACAAAAAAUGAUGCUCCAAGCAGAAGCCAGAGUGGCAUUCCACAGCAGAGACAAAGGACGGGCAUCUCACAUCAGUGGCUACGAAAUGGGUUCAGGUCACGGACAGUGCCACAGCCAAGAAUGCAAGUUUCCAGAAGCCGGAUGGUAGGGCCGAAUGUCUGCGGGGGACAGUGCUGCUCAGGAUGGACAACUGCUCCUGGGACGAACCGAUGCAUUAAACCUGUAUGUGACCCUCCAUGCCAGAACAAAGGAUCCUGCAGCCGUCCCCAGCUUUGUAUUUGCCGUUCAGGCUUCAGAGGCUCCAGGUGUGAAGAAGUGGUUCCAGAACAAGAGUAUCAUCCUCCUGGCCUUGUGGCUGCUGCACAGUCUCAAGCAGCCUCCCUUCCAAAGAGGAUGAACAAUGCAGAGAAAGAAAGCUCACCAAGAGGGGUGCAGCUACCUACCAUGCAGAAGCUACCAUCUGGGACUCAGAGCAGAAGUGGCUCUCUUGUUCCCUCUCAGCAACAUGCAGGGUCCUCCCGCACAGUCCGACGCUAUCCAGCUGCUCAUAAUGGUCAGCUAACAUCCAAUGCACUGCCCAAUGGAAAUGGAUUUGAACAGAGCAAUGCUGGGCCACAUACUGAGCAUGCGCUGUAUCCCUGGGGUGCCAACGUGACAGAAAAAAUCAGGAAGAUAAAGAUCGUUUUCACUCCCACAAUCUGUAAACAGACUUGCCGAAAUGGUCGUUGCUACAAUAGCUGUGAGAAAGGGGACACCACCACCUUGUACAGCCAGGGUGGACAUGAACAUGAUCCCAAAUCUGGCUUCCGUAUCUAUUUCUGCCAGAUUCCCUGUCUAAAUGGAGGGCGUUGUGUGGGCAGAGAUGAAUGCUGGUGCCCAUCUAACUCUACAGGGAAGUUUUGCCACCUGUCAGCUCUCAAACCAGAAAGAAAACAAGUAGGGAGGUCUCCGAAUAGUCUAGCAAUCAACUCCAUGAAGCAUUCUAUGUAUACACUUCCUCUGUCCAACCAACUUGCUUCAAUAAACCCUUCCCUUGUGAAUGUACAUAUCAACCACCCUCCAGAAGCCACAGUGCAGAUUCAUCAGGUGGCCAGAGUGAAGAGCGACUCAGACCAGUCAGAAGAGAAUAGCGUUGAAACAGUAUUCAUAUCUCAGCUUCCCACAGGCCCCCAGAACAAUGAUAAUACCACCACGAACAACAAGAUUGUUGCAGACAGCAACCAGCAACAGAGACCUCAGGGCCUUAUGGGAAGGUGUUACCUGGAAACAUUACAUGGAAAGUGUGCUGACCCAUUGCCUGGUCUGGCGAAUUAUGAGGAUUGUUGUGGCAGUGUGGGAGCCUUUUGGGGGGUUAGCAGAUGCAUCCCAUGCCCAGUGAAACCAGUUCAUCCAGUGAUUGAAAAUGGACAAGUUGAAUGCCCACAGGGAUACAAGAGAAUGAAUCGGAGCCACUGCCAAGAUAUCAAUGAGUGUCUAAUACUUGGCAUAUGUAAAGAUGCAGAAUGUGUGAACACCUAUGGUAGCUUUCUCUGCACUUGUAAACCGGGCACCAUGCUGGACCCAUCCCGCAGUCACUGUAUUUCGGACAAAGCAGUUUCCACAGAAUUGGGACUGUGCUACCGUUCAGCAGUAAGAGAAGCCUGUACUCUGCCACUCAAUCAGCGUAUCACCAAACAGAUCUGUUGCUGCAGUCGUGUUGGCAAAGGAUGGGGGGGAAAUUGUGAGAAAUGUCCAUUGCCUGGCUCUGAAGCCUUCAAGGAGAUUUGUCCUGCAGGGCAUGGCUAUACCUAUUCCAGCUCUGACAUCCGGAUGUCCAUGAGAAAGGCUGAAAUAGAUGAGCUCCCACGCAGCUCAGAAGAGCAUAAGGAAAAGAGUGACAGGGCUCCUGACUGGGCAAUAAGAAGGCAGCAGCUGGAGGAGGUCUUGAGGAGUGGUGUCACUGACACACUCCCUGGGACUGACAGCUCAGCAGGAAAAGCAGAAUCUCCAGAAGAUCCGGAUACAGAUGAUGAUGUUCAAGUACCGGACAGUAGCCCAGUGGAUGUGGUGGACGUUUCCCCCCAUUUUCCUGACCAGCCUUUUCCAGGAGGAGCUGUAGGGGAGGAUGUUGCUCCAACAGAUAUAGCAACAGUGUUUACAGAAAUGAAUGCAUGCUCUUCUUCACCCAGUAUCUGUGGUCCAGGUGCCUGUGUGAACCUACCAGGAGGAUAUGCCUGUUUAUGUUAUCCUGGCUACCAGCAGCAUCCCAGUCUCACCUAUUGCAUUGAUGUCGAUGAAUGUGAGAGGAAUCCAUGUGCUGAGAAGGGCCACUGCAUCAACAGUGAGGGCUCCUACUCCUGUAUCUGUUUUUCUGGGUAUACCCUUUUCACCUCACAGAACACACAAACUUGUCAAGAUCUAAAUGAGUGUGAGCAGCCUAAUGUAUGCCGUGGAGGGCAAUGUGUCAACACACCAGGCUCUUAUUUCUGUGAAUGCAAGACCGGCUACAUCAUGAGUCACAGAGGACACUGUGAAGAUAUUGAUGAGUGUGCAAACCCUCAUGCCUGUCCUAGAGAACGCUGCAUCAACUCUGAAGGCUCCUUCUCCUGUGUGGCUUGUGGCGUUGGAUAUUUGGUAUCAAGAGAUGGAAGAUUGUGUGAAGAUAUUGAUGAAUGUGUCUCUCCCAUGGCCUGCCCCCUGGGAAUCUGCACUAAUACUCAGGGUUCCUUCACAUGUCGAGCCUGUGACCCUGGCUAUACGCUCUCAUCCAGUAGACUCACUUGUCAAGAUAUUAAUGAAUGUGAAGACCCAAACACUCACUGCCUGGGAGGUGAGUGUUUAAACACCCUGGGUUCCUACAUGUGCCACUGCCAGUCUGGAUUUGAGCUCUUCAAUCAAACCAGUUGUGAAGAUGUGAAUGAGUGCCUGGACAAUGAGAUCUGCAGCCCCAAUGGCGAAUGCUUGAACAGUCAUGGAUCCUAUUUUUGCAUUUGUGGUCUUGGCUUCUCAAAUGCUGCUGGUGGAGUCAGCUGCCAAGAUGUAGAUGAAUGUGCAGACCAGUCCAGGUGCUUACGUGGCCGGUGCCUCAAUACAGAAGGAUCCUACAGAUGCUUGUGCUUUUCAGGCUUCAAGUAUUCCCAGGAAACUGAUGACUGUAUAGAUGUGGAUGAAUGUGAAGAAUAUGGGGGUACGGCGUGUGGCACUUGGCAAUGCCAGAACACAUUGGGCUCAUACCACUGCAUUGUGGGAUGUCCACUUGGAUUCCAUCAAGCAUCAUUUGGAGAAUGCAUUGAUAUUGAUGAAUGUGCCAAUGAGACACUGUGUGGAAGCCAUGGCUUCUGUGACAAUACAGAUGGCUCAUUCCGUUGCCUGUGUGACCGUGGCUAUGAAACCUCACCUUUAGGCCAUGACUGUGUUGAUGUGAAUGAGUGUGAGCUGAUGGUUGCAGUGUGUGGGACGGCCCUCUGUGAGAAUGUAGACGGAGCCUUCCUGUGCCUGUGUCCCAGUGACCAUGAGGAAUACGACACAGAAGCAGGAGUGUGCCGCCCCCGAGCAGGCAUGGGGGAACCUGGAAGGCCUGUAUCUUUGCAUCCUGGCAGCUCAGAACACAAAGCGUGUUACUAUCAUAUCAGUGACGUCCCAUUGUGUGACAGCGUCUUGGCCAACAACACUACAAAGGAGGAAUGCUGUUGCACUGAAGGAGCAGCCUGGGGAGACAACUGUGAGACCCAUCCCUGCCCUGUCAUUGGCUCAGUGGAAUAUAUUGAGAUUUGCCCCAGUGGAAAGGGCUAUAUCCCUGUGGAAGGGACACUGAUCUUUGGACAGACAUCUUACACAGAUGCUGAUGAAUGUGAGAUGUUUGGUUCUGAAGUCUGUCGGAAUGGACACUGUGUGAACACAGUACCAGGGUACACGUGUUUCUGCCGCUCCGGUUAUAUCUAUGACUCCAGCAGGCUUGAGUGUGUUGACCUAGAUGAAUGUGAGAAUGAAGAGGCCUGUAUCAAUGGCAAGUGUCUCAACACAGCUGGCUCCUAUCACUGUUUCUGCAGCCUUCCCCUGGUGCUGGAUGCAACCCGCAACCGCUGCAUCAAUGUCUCCAGUAGCUCAGAUGAUGUGGAUGAACAUGAAAUUCACUUGGACAUCUGCUGGCAGAGAGUCAAUGAACACUACAUAUGCAUUGAGCCGCUUUUGGGACAUAGGACCACAUACACAGAAUGCUGCUGCCGUUAUGGAGAGGCCUGGAGUCCGCACUGUGCACUCUGCCCCCCCAGGACCUCUGAGGAUUUUGCUCAACUGUGCAAUGUUGCCAGGGGUGAGGCUGGACUCCGAGAGAGGCCUAGCUAUGAAUAUGGACAAAAUCAGGAAGACCACCAUGAGGGACUCUACAGCCCAGAUUUAGAGCCCUAUUACAACCACUUGGGUCUUGAGUACGGAGUGCCUGACACCAGCCUCUCCAGAACAGAACCAAGCCAUGAAUUUGGAGACAGCACAGCCCUACAAGCACCUCGACUCCGUCCAGCACAGACACAGCCUCACUAUGUGCCUGGCCAAACUGGGCACUACAGCAGUUUUGAAGGGCUGCAAGCAGAGGAGUGCGGGAUCCUGAAUGGCUGCGAGAACGGGCGCUGUGUGCGCGUGCAGGAGGGCUAUACUUGUGACUGCUUUGAUGGCUUCCAGUUAGACUUGAUACUUAUGGCCUGCGUGGAUGUGAACGAGUGUGAAGAAGCAAGCACCUCUGCAACCCUGUGCGAGGGCAGCACCUGCGAGAACACAGAAGGCUCCUAUCGCUGCAAGUGCUUGCCUGGUUAUGUCGCUUUAGCUGAACCACACCGCUGCGUGCCGGAGGCAACUCAGAGUCCAGAGGCAGCGUGACUCCAAAGGCGGUGAUGGAACAGGGCAACCCCUUCAGACACUUGGCUUUGGGAUCUAGAGGUUCUUCCAGCUGGGAAAGAAAGAGUGCCUGGGAUAGCAGCAGCUUUAAACCCCUUUGAUUGAUUCCCAAAGUGCAAAAACUCAAGACGUUUCACUGGGUUAAACUCACAGGGACCAAGGCCACAGGGACGCUCCAGUUCCAACACGACCUUGCUGGCCUGCUCAACACAAGCUUCCUGCUUCAGCCACAGUGUAAACUCUCAGGGCCCGGACCCCCCCUCACCAUGUGCCAUUUCAUCCUUGCCAAAUCCCAUUUUUAUCAGAAGUCCUUGUCCUUCAGUUACUUACUCAUAUUGUCAGCCAACAAUAUGUUCGGUCCCCAUGUCAUCUCCUCGAUAUCUUGAAUGUGCAGGAUCAUAUGCCCUAGUUCCGUAUGGAUUCUAUUUAUAGUCUGGCAAGUGUAGCUUGGACUCCAAAGGCCAUUUUUGGCUCAGUCUCUCUGUAUUCAUCCCACGCCAUGGGCAUCCACCCCUGCACUUUCUAUGACUGCUGGAUUAUUAGUUUGGGAUGUGGGAAGGAUUACAGUUCUUUAGGCUGGGAAAGUACUCACUGUGGUGCUUUCUGUUUGGGGGGAAAUGCAACAUAGUGUUAAAUAAAUGGUUUUAUAUUGUG
Molecule: messenger RNA, 6285 nt
Organism: Hemicordylus capensis (graceful crag lizard)
Lineage: Eukaryota; Metazoa; Chordata; Lepidosauria; Squamata; Cordylidae
Gene: LTBP2
Product: latent transforming growth factor beta binding protein 2
Exons: 36
Coding region: 388-5613 (1741 amino acids)
Molecular function (GO): calcium ion binding
Source: RefSeq, a predicted model, not a curated record